Messenger RNA from Oppia nitens, 1635 nucleotides. Its product is annotated as homeobox protein Mohawk-like. The transcript has 5 exons. Gene Ontology annotation, biological process: regulation of transcription by RNA polymerase II. Lineage: Eukaryota; Metazoa; Arthropoda; Arachnida; Sarcoptiformes; Oppiidae. The coding region runs from base 517 to 1503 and encodes 328 amino acids. The record is from RefSeq and is a predicted model, not a curated record. Gene Ontology annotation, molecular function: DNA-binding transcription factor activity, RNA polymerase II-specific; RNA polymerase II cis-regulatory region sequence-specific DNA binding.
UUAAUUAAAACUUAAUUGAAUUGAGAGUAUUGUCAGUGCUGUGUGUGUGAGAGUGCGCUAUAUUGGUAGCAAUGAGAGAGCCGUUUAGUGUUUGAGAGUCAGUGUGUUGUGUUGUGUUAGUACUCUAGUGUUCAUACAAUCAAACAGUCAUACAAAUACAUACAGUAAUAUUGUAUAUAUUGAGAGCCACGUGUAUUGUAUAUGCAUUUAGCUGUCAAUCGACUCUCACUGAAAGCUGUGGUCAAAGUUACUAACUUUUCAAACGCCAAAAUGUUGUCUUAUUUUUGUUUUUAGUCUAUUUAAAAAAAAUUACAAAUGUAUAGAAAUUAUGUUUUUUAAAUAAUUUGAUAUUUAUGUGAAUUUAUACACUUUUAAAAAUCAAUUCACUUAUUGUCCAAAAUAUUGAAAGUAUUGACAGCUUCUAAAAGUAAAGCAAAGAUAAAGACAGUGUUUGCUUAAACAUUGUGGACUUAUUUGCUGUUUUCAUAUCAAAGUAACUCAAUUUAUGGUGCAAUCAUGAAAUCAAAAAGAGGGCGAGACAGUCGCCAUUCUAGCGGUCAUUUUGGUAUCGGUUCCAUGAAUGACAUGAAUGACUCUUCAGCCUUUGGUUUUCAAUCAUCAAACAAUGAUAGUAAUGGUAGAAAACGAAGAGGAAAUUUGCCUAAAGAAUCGGUUAAAAUCCUAAGAAUGUGGUUAUAUGAGCACCGAUACAAUGCUUAUCCGUCAGAUCAGGAAAAACUAUUUCUAUCACAAGCGGCCAAUCUGUCAAUUCUUCAGGUGUGCAAUUGGUUUAUAAAUGCGAGGCGAAGAAUAUUGCCGGACAUUAUCCGAAAGGAAGGAAAUGAUCCGCUUUUGUUUACAAUCACUCGUAAGAGCUCAACGAGACGACAGAGUAAUGUAACCGACUCUUGCAAUGGUUCCAAUUCAUCCGCUUCUGAAGAUGGUUUUGGAUAUAUUGUCACAACUAAUAGCAGACAUUCUGAUGACAGUCAGAGCUCUGGUGAGAGUGAAAUUGAUACCCAGUCUGACAGUGGAAGUACGACAAGUACUGCCAUCAGCUCAUAUAUCAGUACCUGUAGUCGACCCCCCAGCACAUCAUCAUCAAGUGGCACGUCUUGGACGGACUCGCCCAUUAAACUAACUAAAAGAUGGCGAAAGAAUCAUGAAGAGGAUCAGAUACGUCACCAAUCAAUGGAUAAUAAUUUUUAUUCGAGUCGUAAACCAAGUGCUUUGGAUCUAUCCUUUAGUCCUCCGCGAAACUCAAACACAUCUAUUGUCAAUUGGCUCAAUCAAAGCACUGGUAUUGUUGCUCAAAGUCCGACAAACGCUCAUUUAUUACACUCUCCAGAGAUGGAAAUGUCUCCUUUGCCAUCAUCUGCAUCUUCAUCUGAAGAACCAUUCAGUUACCUAUACUUAUUGGCGUCGGCGGCAGUCGGAGAACUGGAGAGACAAAGGUUAACGAAUAGUAGUGUUCAAAAUAUAGCUCUCGCUGUCAACACAUAGACAUAUCACGCUUAUCCUAAUAUUGUUCAUUUCCCAUGACAUCCGACAUCCUAUACCUUCAUAACCAUUAUAAAUAGGGUUUUGUCACUUCAGACAAUCAAAACUGAUUUAUAUAUUAUAUAUAUAAAUAUU